Molecule: messenger RNA, 798 nt
Organism: Diospyros lotus (date-plum)
Lineage: Eukaryota; Viridiplantae; Streptophyta; Magnoliopsida; Ericales; Ebenaceae
Product: enhancer of rudimentary homolog
Exons: 4
Coding region: 207-515 (102 amino acids)
Source: RefSeq, a predicted model, not a curated record
UUCUACCCACGACUAUUGCCAGGAAAGAAUUUAUUCCACAGCGCAUCAUCUGCAUUGAACUUUGCUAUUGCAAGGCGCGCCUUUGUCCUGGCAAUAGCAUCGAUUUGGGCUUCCGCGGCGACUUCGGGUCGUCUCCGUCCCUCGUUAAAAUCCGCAACGGGCAAGUCGCUUCGGCAUCGAUCUUCGGCCUGCAUCGCGCGUUCAACAUGGCUAACAGGCACACCAUUAUUCUAAUGCAGACUUCUCAAAGCAGAGCUACCAGAACAUUCAUGGAUUAUGAUUCAAUAAGUCAGGCAAUGGACGGUAUUUGUGGAUUGUAUGAAAGGAAACUGAAGGAGCUAAAUCCAGCAAUCAGAAACAUCACCUAUGAUAUUGGGGAUCUUUACAAUUUCAUUGAUGGCCUUGCUGACAUGAGCACAUUAGUUUAUGAACACUCAAUCCAGGCGUAUCUGCCAUAUGACCGCCGGUGGAUUAAGCAGCGGAUGUUUCAACAUCUCAAGAAAUUGGCUCAUUGAUUCUGCAACCUUGUAAUCUGAUCGUUCAAUUUGGCAUUGUUCUGCAAUGGAAGUUGUCUGAUCUGAAUCUGUAAGUUGUCUCCCUCCCUCAACACAUAUAUUGGAGUGGUUAUGUCUCAGGUUAGUUCAAGGUGAAAGUGUGCUAUUGCUGUGGAAUUUAUGUAUUUUGAGGCUUGGAACUUUGGAAUUUCUACCUGAAUGUUGAUAUCUGUAUUAUUGCUGGUACAUAGCAAUAUAAUUUAAUGGCCUAGUUGGUUUCUAUUUGAUAGGCUUCUGGCACCGA